Molecule: messenger RNA, 2040 nt
Organism: Ramularia collo-cygni
Lineage: Eukaryota; Fungi; Ascomycota; Dothideomycetes; Mycosphaerellales; Mycosphaerellaceae
Product: related to signal recognition particle receptor alpha subunit (SRP receptor alpha-subunit)
Exons: 1
Coding region: 1-2040 (679 amino acids)
Biological process (GO): SRP-dependent cotranslational protein targeting to membrane
Cellular component (GO): endoplasmic reticulum membrane; signal recognition particle receptor complex
Molecular function (GO): ATP hydrolysis activity; GTP binding; signal recognition particle binding
Source: RefSeq, a predicted model, not a curated record
AUGCUGGACGCCUUUGAGAUUGUCACAACAUCCGGGAUUGUGCUGUGGCGCAAGCACUACGCUCCUGUCUCCAGCACUCUGAUCAACAACCUCAUCAACGAUGUCUUUAUUGAAGAGCGACAGAAGGAAAGCGGGGCGGCAUACAAGAGCGACAAGUACACGCUGCGCUUUACAACCGCAAAAGAUGUCGGAUUGAUCUUCGUGGCCGUCUAUCAAUCCCUCCUUCAUCUCUCAUGGGUCGACAACCUCCUCACGGCCGUCAAGGCUCUCUUCGUCAAGCAAUAUGGCCCCGCUCUUUCCACCAGCAGCAGCAAUCUGGCCAGCAUCGACACGCGUGACUUCGACCCCACGUUUGAUGCUCUUGUGCGCAAACUCGACACGGGUAGCACGCGACAGACGACUGCCGCCAGCGAACACGAUWCCGAAAGUCAGGUCGAGCUCACCCCGCCGAGCAGCUCCGCAUCGGUCAAUAGCGACGAUGCGCCUCCCCCUCCACCCGUUCCACAGUUUUUGAAGCCACAGAAGAGGAACGUUGAACUAUUGGGCGAUGAUAGCACCGGAGCGGACACAACGCCUCUGGCCACUCCCGAGACAUCACGCCCGACUACUCCCGCUAUGCACGCUGCUUCACAUUUGUUGACGGGAAAGACCGGGCCAGGAGGGAAAAUGUCAAGAAGGGGCAGGAAGGCGGGAAACGCACAGUUCAGCCCCGCGCCGGCAUCUAGUGGGGAUGAGGCUCCUAAGAAGAAGAAGGAUUUGUCCAAGCAGAAGAGACGUUGGGAUGCUGAUGGUCAGGCGCUGGAAGGAGAGGAGGAGGUAUUGGACUACAGUGCUGCUGCCACUCCGGCGGAUGAGAAGUUGGAAAUGGGUGUCAGUGCUGAGGUUGAGGCGGUACGAGCAGACGAUAUGGGACGACGAACCGGCAAAGGCCAGUUCGUAUUGAAAGAUCUCGAAGAUGAAGUCGAUUCCAUUCUCGCACAAAACAAGCAGAAAUCAGCAUCGGCAUCGACGUCGGCAACAUCAAAAGAGGUCGAUUCCAGUYUUAUAGGGACAGCAACGAGCAAGAUCUCUGGCCUGUUCCGGAACGUGGUUGGCGGCAAGAAACUAACGAAACAGGACCUCGCCCCAGCCCUUUUGCAAAUGCAGAACCACCUUCUUGAGAAGAACAUCGCCCGGGAAGCAGCCGAGCGUCUCUGCACCAGCGUGGAAACCGAUCUCCUAAAUCAAACCACCGCAUCUUUCACCUCAAUCGACAAGACCAUCCGCGAGAGCAUGUCCCGUGCUCUGACACGGAUUCUCACUCCAACUUCCUCUCUCGAUCUCCUGAGAAAUAUCACAACCACCAUUUCGUCAUCCACUCCCCGGCCAUACGUGAUCAGCAUUGUCGGAGUCAACGGCGUGGGAAAGAGUACCAAUCUCAGUAAAAUCGCCUACUUCCUACUCCAAAACAAAUUCCGAGUCCUGGUAGUAGCGGCGGACACAUUUCGUUCUGGAGCCGUGGAACAACUUCGCGUGCACGUCCGAAAUCUCACAGAGCUCGCCAAGAGAGAGAACGUCGGGCACGUCGAACUCUUCGAAAAGGGCUAUGGGAAAGACGCAGCAACAGUCGCCCGGGACGCCGUAACGUACGCUUCCUCAAGGAACGGCUCCGAAAUGCUUUUCGACGUGGUCUUGAUUGAUACAGCCKGCCGCCGUCACAACGACACACGCCUCAUGUCAUCCCUGACAAAGUUCGGACAACUCGCCAAUCCAGAUAAAAUCUUCAUGGUUGGUGAAGCCCUUGUGGGGACGGAUUCCGUAGCUCAAGCGAGGAACUUCGCGAAGGAGUUUGUGGAUGCCAAGGGGGUUAUGAGGAAUGAAGGAAGGGGAAUGGAUGGAUUCAUUAUAAGUAAAUGUGAUACUGUGGGGGAUAUGGUGGGAACACUUGUGAGUAUGGUACAUGCGACAGGGAUUCCGGUGGUGUUUUUGGGUGUGGGGCAGCAUUAUGGAGAUUUGAGGGGAUUGAGGGUUGAGUGGGCUGUGGAGAAACUCAUGUCUUGA